Molecule: messenger RNA, 8347 nt
Organism: Prunus avium (sweet cherry)
Lineage: Eukaryota; Viridiplantae; Streptophyta; Magnoliopsida; Rosales; Rosaceae
Gene: ILA
Product: putative protein kinase regulator ILITHYIA
Biological process (GO): cellular response to amino acid starvation; regulation of translation
Cellular component (GO): cytosol
Molecular function (GO): protein kinase regulator activity
Source: RefSeq, a predicted model, not a curated record
CUUCUACCUCAUGCUAACUCACUCCAAGCGUCGACUCUGACAAGCAGCGAGAAAAUAUAAGCAACUGAAGCAAACUUUCACUCUCACCGGCUCCUAAAACCCUAACCAACUGAAGCAAACUUUCUUCAUUCACAACCGGAUCCUUCAUUCGGAUCUACCCGCCCGUUUCCAAUGGCGACUCCAACAGAGUCUCUCCUCACCAUCGCCGGGUCAGUCUCCACCCCAUCGACCAGGAAACGGGUUCGCAUCUUCCGCGACGAAAUUUCUUCCAUUCUCAACAACUCAGAAAUGGGUACAGAGCCUGCAUUGCUGUUGGUAGAUAUAAUAUUUAAAACAUUGUACAUUUAUGAUGAUCGUGGGUCAAGGAAAGCUGUUGAUGACAUCAUUACAAAAGGUUUACAAGAGGUUGCUUUCAUGAAAAGUUUUGCAGCAGCCCUUGUGCAGGUCAUGGAAAGACAAGUGAGGGUGCAAUCACAUGUUGGCUGCUACAGACUUCUCCAGUGGUCGUGUCUCCUUUUCAGUAAGAGUAAUUUUGCUACAGUCUCGAAGAAUGCAUUGUGUAAAGUUGCCACAGUGCAGGCAUCAUUAAUUCAUAUUGUUAUGCAAAGAUCUUUCCGCGAGCGAAGGGCUUGCAAGAAGACAUUUUGUCACUUAUUUUCUCAGUCACCGGACAUUUACAAAAUGUAUAUAGAGGAACUUAAAGAUGCACGUAUCCCAUACAAAGAUAGUCCUGAGUUAAUAUGGUUGUUGAUGGAGUUCUCAAGUACCUCAAGCAAAUUAUCUUCUUUGUUUGAGCAAUGCAAGCCAACGUUUCUGGAUAUAUAUCUUAAGGCAAUUUUAAAUGCAAGGGAAAAGCCAGCAAAGGGUCUUAGUGAAGCUUUUCAUCCACUUUUUAGAUAUAUGUUACAUGAAGAUUUCCAAAACAUUGUGCUUCCAUCUGCUGUUAAAAUGCUGAAACGUAACCCUGAGAUUGUACUGGAAUCUGUUGGGAUUCUCUUGAAUUCAGUCAACCUUGAUUUAAGUAAGUAUGCGAUCGAAAUUCUUUCAGUGGUAUUGCCACAGGCUCGGCAUGCAGAUGAAGGCAGAAGGGUUGGGGCGCUGGCAAUUAUACGAUGUUUGAGCCAAAAGUCUAGUAAUCCGGAUGCUUUAGAAGCAAUGUUCAAUGCUGCCAAAUCUGUAAUUGGAGGGUCAGAGGGAAGACUUACAUUUCCUUACCAGAGAAUUGGCAUGAUCAAUGCACUGCAAGAAAUGUGUAAUGCUCCAGAUGGGAAACAUCUCAACAGCCUGUCACAAACCUUAUGCAGUUUCCUUUUAUCGUGUUACAAGGAUGAGGGAAAUGAGGAGGUGAAGCUGGCAAUUUUGUCCGCUCUGGGUUUGUGGGCAGCAAGAUCUGCUGAUGCCAUUCAAUCAGAUGUAGUUUUGUUUUUCUCAUCUGGUCUUAAGGAGAAGGAAGCUCUAAGAAGAGGUCAUCUUCGUUGUCUACGAGCCAUAUGCAAAAAUACAGAUGCUGUUUUCCGGAUAUCAUCAUUACUGGAACCUCUCAUCCAACUUGUCAAAACUGGUUUUACGAAAGCAGCUCAGCGUUUGGAUGGUAUAUAUGCCUUGCUAUUAGUUGUGAAGAUUGCAGCUGUUGACAUCAAAGCAGAGGAGACUGUUGUGAAGGACAAGAUCUGGUCUUUGAUAUCUCAAAAUGAGCCUUCACUUGUACCAAUAUCCAUGGCUUCAAAAUUGUUGACUGAAGAUUGCAUGGCAUGUGUUGAUCUUCUUGAAGUGAUGCUGGUGGAACAUCUGCAGAGGGUACUGGACUCCUUUUCACUCAGAUUACUGUCACAGUUGAUUAUCUUUUUCAUAUGCCACCCAUGUUGGGAAGUUCGAAGAAUGACUUAUGACGCUACAAGAAGGAUAGUUCCUGCUGCUCCACAAUUAACUGAAUAUCUUUUAGUUGAAUUCACGAAUUUCAUGUCUGUAGUCGCAGAGAAACUUCGUAUUUCAAAUUCAAGUGAAACAGAUAAUUCAUUGGACACUCAAGUUCCAUUCCUUCCAUCAGUUGAGGUUUCAGUAAAGGCUUUAGUUGUGAUAUCAUCAGCAGCUCUACCUGCAGCUCCAAGGGCAUCAAUGCGAGUUUUAUUCUGCGCACAUCAUCCGUACAUUGUUGGAACUGCAAAGAGAGAUGCAGUUUGGAGGAGGGUGCAAAAAUGUUUGCAUACAUGCGGUUUUGACGUCAUCAGCAACAUUUUGGCUGAUGUGGAGAAUUUUUGCAAGACCCUACUUGGACCAAUGUGGUUGUCCAGCUCUAAUUCAUUUGAACAGCAAGCAGCAAUUUCCUCCUUAUCCACUUUGAUGUCCAUUGCACCUGGAGAAACCUAUGCGGAGUUUGAAAAGCACUUGAAAAGUCUUCCAUACCGUUAUUCACAUGAUACACUUUCAGAAAAUGAUGUUCAGAUUUUUCAUACUCCUGAAGGCUUGCUUUCCAGUGAGCAAGGUGUCUACAUUGCAGAGUCUGUUGCUGCUAAGAACAUGAAACAAGCGAAGGGCCGUUUUCGGAUGUAUGAGGAUGCCACGGACCAUGGUGGUUCUAAUCAUUCUGCAAAAGUAGAGCCAGCCAACGGUUCUACAGGUAAAAGGGAAACUGGGAAGUCUGCAAAGAAACCUGAUAAAGGAAGGACUGCAAAAGAGGAGGCACGUGAGUUACAACUUAGGGAGGAGUCAUCCAUACGUGAGAAGGUCCAAGAAAUACAGAAAAAUCUAUCUUCCAUACUUAAAGCACUUGGGGAAAUGGCCAUUGCUAAUCCUAUUUUCGCACACAGUCAGCUUCCUUCCCUGGUUAACUAUGUUGAUCCAUUGCUAAGGUCACCAAUAGUCAGUGAUGUGGCAUUUGAAACUGUGGUGAAACUUGCUAGAUGCACUGCUCCACCUCUCUGCAAUUGGGCCCUUGACAUUGCUACAGCUUUGCGCUUAGUUGUGACUGAAGAAGUUCGUCUUGUGGGUGAUAUGAUUCCAUCAGUUGGUGAAGCGGAAGCCAAUGAAAAACCGUAUUUGAGUCUAUUUGAGCGAAUAAUUAAUGGCCUUUCUGUAUCUUGUAAAUCCGGACCGCUUCCUGUAGAUUCUUUUACCUUCGUCUUCCCUAUAAUGGAGCGAAUUCUGUUAUGCUCUAAGAAGACAGGACUUCACGAUGCUGUGCUUCGGAUUCUUUAUUUGCACAUGGACCCCCUAUUACCCCUUCCGAGGCUUCGAAUGAUUUCAGUUCUUUAUCAUGUUCUUGGUGUUGUUCCUGCUUAUCAAGCGUCUGUUGGACCUGCGUUGAAUGAGUUGUGUUUGGGUCUGCGACCAGAUGAAGUGGCGCCAGCUCUAUAUGGGGUUUAUGCGAAAGAUGUUCAUGUUAGAAUGGCCUGCCUAAGUGCUGUCAAAUGUAUUCCUGCUGUUGCCAGUCGUUCUCUUCCUCAGAACGUUGAGGUCGCUACAAGCAUUUGGGUUGCUUUACAUGACCCUGAAAAGUCAGUUGCAGAAGCCGCAGAGGAUUUAUGGGAUCGCUAUGGGUAUGACUUUGGGACUGACUAUUCAGGCCUUUCCAAAGCACUUUCCCAUAUCAAUUAUAAUGUCCGUUUUGCUGCUGCGGAGGCAUUAGCUGCUGCUUUGGAUGAAUGUCCAGAUACUAUACAGGAAUCUCUUUCUACUUUAUUUUCUCUGUAUAUCCGUGAUGCUGGUUUGACUGAGGACAAUGUUGAUGCUGGUUGGCUGGGCCGACAAGGUGUAGCGUUGGCAUUACAUUCUUCUGCUGAUGUACUCAGAACGAAAGACCUUCCUGUUGUUAUGACAUUUCUGAUUUCAAGAGCACUGGCCGAUCCUAAUGCUGAUGUUAGGGGAAGAAUGAUUACUGCUGGUAUUAUGAUUAUUGAUAAGCAUGGCAGGGAUAACGUUUCCUUGCUAUUUCCCAUCUUUGAGAACUACUUAAACAAAAAGGCAUCGGAUGAAGAGAAAUAUGAUUUGGUUCGUGAGGGAGUUGUGAUUUUCACCGGAGCAUUGGCAAAACACUUGGCAAAGGAUGAUCCAAAAGUUCAUACUGUUGUAGAGAAGUUGUUGGAUGUGUUAAACACUCCAUCAGAAGCUGUUCAACGGGCGGUUUCAGCAUGCCUAUCUCCAUUAAUGCAAUCAAAGCAAGAUGAUGGACCAGCUCUUGUCUCAAGGCUUUUGGAUAAACUGAUGAUGAGUGACAAAUAUGGGGAACGUCGAGGAGCUGCGUUUGGGCUUGCUGGGGUGGUCAAGGGAUUCGGUAUUUCUUGCUUGAAGAAGUAUGGGAUUGUAACUCUACUACAAGAAGGUCUUGUAGAUAGGAGUUCUGCAAAAUGUCGUGAAGGAGCUUUACUUGGAUUUGAGUGUCUCUGUGAAUCACUUGGACGACUAUUUGAACCGUAUGUAAUUCAAAUGUUGCCACUACUGUUGGUUUCGUUCUCUGAUCAAGUUGUUGCAGUUCGUGAAGGUGCUGAGUGUGCAGCUCGUGCAAUGAUGUCUCAACUUAGUGCUCAAGGAGUUAAACUGGUCCUCCCAUCUCUUUUAAAGGGUCUUGAAGAUAAAGCUUGGCGAACAAAGCAAAGUAGUGUCCAACUGCUUGGGGCUAUGGCCUAUUGUGCUCCUCAACAGCUGUCUCAGUGUCUCCCUAAGAUUGUACCAAAACUGACCGAGGUUUUAACAGAUACACAUCCUAAAGUCCAGUCAGCUGGACAAACAGCACUUCAACAGGUUGGGAGUGUAAUAAAGAAUCCUGAAAUAGCUUCCUUGGUCCCAACUCUUCUACUGGGUCUGACGGAUCCAAAUGACUAUACAAAGUACUCUCUUGAUAUUCUCUUACAAACAACUUUUAUUAAUACAAUUGAUGCUCCUUCACUGGCACUGUUGGUGCCGAUAGUUCAUAGAGGGCUGCGGGAAAGGAGUGCAGAGACUAAAAAGAAAGCAGCCCAAAUAGUUGGCAAUAUGUGUUCGUUAGUUACGGAACCUAAGGAUAUGAUUCCGUAUAUUGGGUUGCUUCUCCCUGAAGUGAAAAAGGUUCUUGUGGAUCCAAUUCCAGAAGUUCGGUCAGUUGCAGCAAGGGCCCUUGGAUCCCUUAUACGGGGAAUGGGCGAAGAUCAUUUCCCAGAUCUUGUGCCAUGGCUGUUUGAUACACUUAAAUCUGAUAAUAGUAAUGUUGAGCGCUCUGGAGCUGCUCAAGGGUUGAGUGAGGUGUUAGCUGCACUCGGGACUCAGUACUUUGAGCAUGUACUUCCUGAUGUUAUCCGGAACUGUUCUCACCAAAAAGCGUCUGUCCGUGACGGAUAUUUGACAUUAUUUAAGUAUCUACCGAGGUCAUUGGGAGUCCAAUUCCAGAAUUAUCUACAGCAGGUGCUGCCUUCUAUUUUAGAUGGUCUUGCUGAUGAAAAUGAGUCUGUACGUGAGGCAGCACUAGGUGCAGGGCAUGUCCUGGUUGAGCAUUAUGCGACAACGUCUUUACCUUUGCUCCUUCCUGCUGUUGAGGAUGGUAUCUUUAACGAUAGUUGGCGGAUUCGACAAAGCUCUGUGGAGUUAUUGGGUGAUCUCUUAUUUAAGGUUGCUGGGACUUCUGGAAAAGCUUUACUUGAGGGUGGCAGUGAUGAUGAAGGUGCUAGUACUGAGGCACACGGGCGGGCUAUCAUUGAGGUUCUGGGAAGGGAAAAGCGUGAUGAAGUUCUUGCUGCGUUAUAUAUGGUUCGAACUGAUGUCAGCUUAUCUGUUCGUCAGGCUGCGUUGCAUGUAUGGAAAACUAUUGUGGCAAAUACUCCAAAGACUCUAAAGGAAAUAAUGCCAGUUUUAAUGAAUACUCUGAUUGCCUCUCUUGCAUCAUCGUCCUCUGAAAGGCGGCAGGUUGCUGGACGAUCACUGGGUGAGCUUGUUAGGAAACUUGGUGAAAGAGUGCUUCCUUUGAUCAUCCCAAUUUUAUCCCAAGGGCUGAAGGACUCUGACACCAGCAGAAGACAAGGUGUAUGCAUAGGUUUGAGUGAAGUAAUGGCAAGUGCUGGUAAAAAUCAGUUGUUGAGUUUCAUGGAUGAGCUCAUCCCUACAAUUCGAACUGCUCUUUCUGAUAGCAUGCCCGAGGUUCGUGAGUCUGCUGGCUUAGCAUUCAGCACUCUCUACAAGAGUGCUGGACUGCAAGCAAUCGAUGAAAUUGUUCCCACUCUUUUGCGUGCAUUGGAGGAUGAUCAAACUUCUGAUACUGCUCUUGAUGGCCUCAAACAAAUCUUAAGUGUGAGGAUUACUGCUGUUUUGCCCCACAUCUUACCCAAGCUGGUCCACCUUCCACUUACUGCGUUUAAUGCACAUGCUCUUGGAGCUGUAGCUGAGGUUGCUGGACCUGGCCUUAACUCUCAUCUUGGUACCGUUAUUCCUGCUCUACUUUCUGCAAUGGGUGCUGAUGAAAAGGAAGUUCAAACUUUGGCCAGGGAGGCAGCUGAAACUGUGGUCUUAGUCAUAGAUGAGGAAGGUGUUGAAUCUCUUAUAUCUGAACUUGUUAGAGCUGUCAGUGAUAGUCAGGCCUCAAUUAGAAGAAGUUCUUCAUAUCUUAUAGGCUAUUUCUUCAAAAACAGUAAAUUAUAUUUGGUUGAUGAAGCUCCAAACAUGAUAUCUACCUUGAUUGUCUUGCUCAGUGACUCAGAUUCAGCUACUGUGGCGAUUUCUUGGGAAGCUUUGUCAAGGGUUGUAAGUUCUGUUCCCAAGGAGGUACUUCCUUCAUAUAUUAAAUUAGUACGAGAUGCUGUCUCUACUUCCAGGGAUAAGGAGCGCAGGAAGAAGAAGGGAGGACCAAUUCUCAUACCUGGAUUUUGUUUACCAAAAGCACUUCAACCAUUGCUUCCAAUAUUUCUACAGGGCUUAAUAAGUGGAUCUGCUGAACUAAGAGAGCAAGCGGCACUGGGUCUUGGUGAACUGAUUGAGGUGACUAGUGAACAGGCACUGAAAGAAUUUGUCAUCCCAAUAACAGGGCCUCUUAUCCGGAUAAUAGGUGAUCGGUUCCCUUGGCAGGUGAAGAGUGCUAUUUUAUCUACUUUGGCAAUCAUGAUAAGAAAGGGUGGGAUGGCGUUGAAACCUUUUCUUCCUCAGCUUCAAACAACAUUUGUAAAGUGUCUACAGGAUAACACAAGAAUUGUUCGUUCAAGUGCUGCCCUUGCACUUGGGAAGCUUAGUGCUCUCAGUACCCGGGUUGACCCUUUAGUUGGAGACCUCCUAUCCAGUUUGCAGGCUUCGGAUAGUGGGGUUCGGGAGGCAAGUUUGUCUGCUUUAGAAGGUGUCCUGAAGCAUGCUGGGAAGAGCUUGAGCAGUGCUGUUAGAACUCGUGUCUACUUGCACCUUAAGGAUUUGAUUUGUAAUGAUGAUGACCAGGUUCGGAUAUCUGCUGCAAGCAUUUUGGGUAUCACAUCCCAGUACGUAGAAGAUGAUCAACUGUCUGAGCUGCUUCAGGAACUCUCAAAUUUGCCGUUGUCUCUUAGCUGGUCUGCUAGGCAUGGCUCCAUACUCACAAUUUCAUCUAUGCUCAGGCACAACCCAUCCGUUAUUUGUACGUCUCCAGAGUUUCCGUCUAUUCUGGACCAGCUUAAAAGUGCCUUGACUGAUGAGAAGUUCCCUCUUCGUGAAACUUCAACCAAGGCAUUUGGGAGACUUCUGAUUCAUAAGUUCCGAAGUGAUCCAUCUAAUAGCUCAGUUCAUUCUGAUAUUAUAUCGUCCUUAGUGUCAGCUUUGCACGAUGAUUCUAGUGAAGUUAGAAGAAAGGCAUUAUCUGCUAUAAAAGCAGGUUCUAAGGAAAAUUCCUCGGCUAUUUUGGCUCAUAUGAAUAUUAUUGGACCCGCACUUGCUGAAUGCUUGAAAGAUGGAAGCACUCCUGUGAGACUUGCAGCGGAAAGAUGUGCUCUGCAUGCUUUCCAAUUGACAAAGGGUCCUGAAAAUGUCCAAGCUGCACAAAAAUUCAUCACAGGCUUGGAUGCUAGACGAAUAUCAAAGAUCCCUGAAAACAGUGAUGAUAGCGACAGUGAGGACUUGGCAAGUGGCUGAAAAUGUAUGUUGUUUGACGAGCCACGAAUAUCUUGUUUAUCAAAAGUGGAGGUAUAGAAAAUCCAUAUGUUUGGGAUGCCAGCAUAAGGUUUUAUGGCACAUUUUUAUCAAAGAAUUGCGGAUAUACAAAUCAUAGAGGCCUCCAUACCCAAUUUUUCUCACCUGGGUAUUAUAAGUUGAAUGUAAUUGUUGAUUGGAUAUCAUAUAUAUAAUCAAAGGAUCAUGUAUAGAACGAGAGCGCAUGUUGGCUUUUCCCAUUUUUGUAAGCUACAUCAAAUAUUUCAUAUAAUGUUUCAUCUUA